CGGCGCUAGAGGACACGGUCAAGAUGGCGGCGGUGUCCGGGCUGGUGCGGAGACCCCUGCGGCAGGUGGCCGGGCUGCUGAGGAGGCGCUUCCACCGCUCCGCGCCGGCGGCGCUGCAGGUGACAGUUCGUGAUGCUAUUAACCAGGGUAUGGACGAGGAACUGGAAAGGGACGAGAAGGUGUUUCUGCUUGGGGAAGAAGUUGCCCAGUAUGACGGUGCAUACAAGGUUAGUCGAGGCCUCUGGAAGAAAUACGGAGACAAGAGGAUCAUAGAUACCCCCAUAUCAGAGAUGGGCUUUGCUGGGAUUGCUGUAGGCGCAGCUAUGGCUGGGUUGCGGCCCAUUUGUGAAUUUAUGACCUUCAACUUCUCCAUGCAAGCCAUUGACCAGGUUAUAAACUCAGCUGCCAAGACUUACUACAUGUCUGCCGGCUCCCAGCCUGUGCCCAUCGUAUUCCGGGGGCCCAAUGGCGCCUCAGCAGGGGUAGCUGCCCAGCACUCCCAGUGUUUUGCUGCGUGGUAUGGGCACUGCCCAGGCUUGAAGGUGGUCAGCCCAUGGAAUUCAGAGGAUGCAAAAGGACUUAUUAAGUCAGCUAUUCGCGAUAACAACCCAGUGAUAAUGCUGGAGAAUGAGUUGAUGUAUGGAGUUGCAUUUGAACUUUCUGCAGAAGCACAGUCAAAAGAUUUUCUGAUUCCUAUUGGAAAAGCUAAAGUAGAAAGGCAAGGGACACACAUAACUGUAGUUUCCCAUUCGAGACCAGUGGGCCAUUGCUUAGAAGCUGCAACUGUUCUUUCCAAAGAGGGCAUUGAAUGUGAGGUGAUAAAUAUGCGUACCAUCAGACCAAUGGACAUUGAAGCCAUAGAAAACAGUGUCAUGAAGACAAACCAUCUUGUAACUGUGGAAGGAGGCUGGCCACAGUUCGGAGUAGGAGCUGAAAUUUGUGCCAGGAUAAUGGAAGGCCCUGCAUUCAACUUCCUGGAUGCUCCUGCUGUUCGUGUCACUGGUGCAGACGUCCCCAUGCCUUAUGCUAAGGUCCUAGAAGACAACUCAGUCCCUCAGGUCAAGGACAUCAUCUUUGCAAUAAAGAAGACAUUAAAUAUGUAAUUCCAAUUUGAAUAUUAUCAAGUCAUUGUAAUUUAUUUAAAAUACUUGCUGGGACUUCACCUGAAUUGCACUGCAAGGCCUUACAAUUCAUAAAGUGAGCUCUGUGACAACUGGUGUUUUGUCCUGGUGGGAAGGUUAAAUGUUGGAGUGGGAAAUGCCUGCCACUCCCUGCCCCAGACUCCAUGCUUUUGUCUGUUACAGUUACCCUAUUCUUUGAAUAAGAUUAACGUAAAGAUGUACUCUCAUUAGAGGGACAAAAUAAAAAUGUGGCAGAAUCCUGAUGGAAGACAUAUCCAGAAAAGAUAACUUAUAUGUGUAAAAAUGCAUAUAAUUUACAUUUGCUGUUAGAUUGUUUUGCUAAGGAAUAAAAAUUCCUAAUGAUGA
This is a messenger RNA of Jaculus jaculus (lesser Egyptian jerboa), 1487 nucleotides long. RefSeq names its product pyruvate dehydrogenase E1 subunit beta (gene Pdhb). The record is from RefSeq and is a predicted model, not a curated record. Gene Ontology annotation, biological process: pyruvate decarboxylation to acetyl-CoA. Gene Ontology annotation, molecular function: pyruvate dehydrogenase (acetyl-transferring) activity. Lineage: Eukaryota; Metazoa; Chordata; Mammalia; Rodentia; Dipodidae. The coding region runs from base 24 to 1103 and encodes 359 amino acids. The transcript is spliced from 10 exons.